Messenger RNA from Corvus hawaiiensis (hawaiian crow), 1236 nucleotides. It is a transcript of the gene ACYP2, whose product is annotated as acylphosphatase 2. NCBI's taxonomy places the organism in Eukaryota, Metazoa, Chordata, Aves, Passeriformes, Corvidae. The transcript has 4 exons. The record is from RefSeq and is a predicted model, not a curated record. Gene Ontology annotation, molecular function: acylphosphatase activity. The coding region runs from base 100 to 411 and encodes 103 amino acids.
CUUACGCGGUAAGCUUGAGCCUCUCGCGCUCCCGUCCGGGCGCCGCUGGCCCGCGGAGCACCGGCGGCCGCAAACAGCGGCUCUUCCUCCGCCGCUGCCAUGUCCACCCUGGCCAAGGCCUCCGGCGCGCUCAAAUCCGUGGAUUACGAAGUGUUCGGGCGGGUGCAAGGUGUUUGUUUCAGGAUGUACACAGAACAGGAAGCCAAGAAAUUAGGAGUGGUUGGCUGGGUUAAAAAUACCAGCCAAGGAACUGUGACAGGCCAAGUUCAGGGCCCAGAAGAGAAAGUGAAUAAAAUGAAAUCUUGGCUGAGCAAAGUUGGAAGCCCAAGUUCCCGCAUCGAUAAAACAAAUUUUUCCAACGAAAAGGAGAUUUCCAAGCUUGACUUCUCGGAUUUCAACACUAGAUACUAAGAGGAGGGAACCUCACUAAGCACAAAACUCUGACAUUUCUGCUGCAUGAUAUUUUCUGUGCCUCCAUCAAAUGUUGCAAGAGCAUUUGGAUGCUUUUCUGUGCUAAGGAUAAACAUAAAUGCUCCCUGUUCCCACCAAGUAAGAAUUCCUGGUUGCUGUGUUAGACAUCUUACACCAUGAAUGUCAACAUUUAGUGUCUAAAAUGCCAAUAUCUAAUUUAUUGCAGCUUUGAAAGACAGAUAAAAGCUUAGAAGUGCUGCUGGUUAUUUGUGCACAAUGAGACUUGUUACAUACAACCAGAUGGUACCUAAUCUUUACACUGUGAGUUGUAUUUUAGAUGCAAAAUAAUAAUAAAUUUAUGUUCUACUGUUCGUAAUCUCACCAAAAAUACAUAACUACAGAACUGGAGAGCACUGAGAGUGCUGUGUAACAACUCUGUUAUAGACCAGGCUCAGUGUGAUAAUUAAUUAAGUUAUAGUGGUAAUUUAAAAUAAAUGUGUUGUUUCAAACUAGGAUUAUCUAACCAGCUGUGGUUUAAAAUUCUCUGUGACAAUGCAGAUAAAUUGUUCCAAGGUGAUGAAAUGUGUGGCCUCUCAUCCUGUUUUUUCCUUGUCUACCUGUAGCUUACAUCCAUUCUGACUAUAAAGGGUGUUCUAAUGUCUUUGCUUUUUUGACAUUAUUACCAAAAUUGAAGAUUUCAGUGGUUUUCCUUAUGGAAAAUAGAUGUGUGUUUGCCCCUGAGUUCAGACUGUGUGGUGGAACCUGCACCCUCAUCUGUCAUCUGAAGUCCUGAGCCAUGGGCUUGCAAUAAAUCCUGGAAAAGUC